GGGUGUGCAAACAGAAGCGGAAGCCUCGUAUGAGGGGGAGUACACGUAGCCGUUAACGGUCGUAUUGUAUGUCAUUAUUUCUCCUCUGCGUUAACAAGGUAUCACCGAGGACGUCGACACAGAGAGAUGGCACACGAGCAAAAUUAUCUCCCAGCCAAAUUUGACGAGUCUGAAGUGACUACAUUCACCACACACACGGGAGAGGAGAGACAGGUCCUCCGACAUGAGGGCCUUAGCUUAGAUGUUAACUUUAUCAGCUCGGGGUUCAUUCCUGAUGUCCGGGAAAACCUGAAAAAGAUGAGGAAAAUGGAAUGUCGAGACGAUGACGUAUUCAUUUGUGCAUCUAUGAAAUCAGGGACACACUGGGUAUGGGAAAUGACAACCAUGCUACUGAAAGGAAAGGCAGAAUACGAAAACGUAUCCAAGGAGACGAGAAUGAUGGAGUUCCAUUGGCCAGAAGAGUUUGACAGUCUUCCAUCACCAAGAGCCCUUAACACCCAUUUUUACCUGAGACUUCUCCCCGAACAAUUAGAAAAUGGCUCCAAGGGACGAAUUAUCUUCAUCCAGAGAAAUCCUAAAGAUGUUGUCGUUUCGAAUUUUCACCACAGGAGGAACAUGACCAUAGGUCAAUUCAAACAUUCCUUCAGCGACUUUCUACAGAUUUACCUUGAUCAUGGUUUCACUGUCGACUGGUUCAAGUACACAAACGACUGGAAUGAAAUUAUUGCGGACAACAACAAAUUACAGAUUCACAUGAUGUACUAUGAAGAUAUUAUAAAGGAUCCUAUAGGAGAGACCCGGCGUCUGGCAGACUUCCUUAAGGUAGAUUAUGACGAACAACUUAUCAAGGACGUCAGCCACAACUGUAAUUUCAAAAAUCUUAAGAAAGCUAAUAAGGAGGUCAAAGCCGAAGCGAGCGGAAAUCCUAAUCCGGAAAUGAACGAUUUUCAAAACAUGUACAGGAAAGGUGAAGUCGGAGACUGGAAAAACUGGUUCACGGUAGCCGAUAGUGAGAAGUUUGAUGCUGUCUUCAAUGAAAGGAUGAAAGGGCUUAACUUUAAAUAUACAUACAGCUUAAAACAAAAAUAAUAACUCAUAUUAGUACACUCUUAUAAAUACCUAGCCCUCAACAUAUUCAGGAAAAUGCCUUUUAAUAUUCAUAAUCAAUUUAUUUUUAACAUGUGCGUAUGGAGCAAUACAUUAACUGUUCAGUCAAAUUGUCCGCGUGCAUGCGUACAUGACGAAGGGAAUGAGUGCGCGUGAGUUUGUACGUAUGAUUUAUUUCUGUUUAAGGAUAUAAAUGCGUACUUCAUUUACAUUGGAUGUGGUAUGAUUGUAUUUCACUAUGAAACUUGAAUGAUUUAAUUAUACAAAGAAGGAGAAUAAAUUUUGAGGUUAAAAUUGUGUAGAUAACGGUAACAGAACAUCGUGUAGUGUUGGAUAAUUAGACAAUGGAUGAUUGGCUUAAUCAGUGAUAAGCGCAAAUUUCAAUCAGAGUAAUUGGAAUUGAAUUUACGUGUAAAAUUACGAUUUUUUACCUUGUAUAUUUACAAAAUUAUUAAAGGUUGAAAAAUGUCGUUAAACAGUUAGUAAGCUAAUCACUUUUGAACAACUGGGCCCUGGACUUGGGAGGCUUUCAAAAUCAUCUGCUUAAUAGAUUUGUAUGAUUCCAUGGUGUAACUCAGCAACUCAGACUCGUCGCACGUAGCUGCAAGAAUUAAAAGUAAUUAUUAACAAUAUCAA
Mizuhopecten yessoensis (Yesso scallop) is the source of this 1743-nucleotide messenger RNA. RefSeq names its product amine sulfotransferase-like. The record is from RefSeq and is a predicted model, not a curated record. Lineage: Eukaryota; Metazoa; Mollusca; Bivalvia; Pectinida; Pectinidae. The transcript is spliced from 7 exons. Gene Ontology annotation, molecular function: sulfotransferase activity. The coding region runs from base 127 to 1089 and encodes 320 amino acids. Gene Ontology annotation, biological process: sulfation. Gene Ontology annotation, cellular component: cytoplasm.